GGGUCUGACUGCUGUGGGGAUGAGUGCGUGGGCCCCACGCGGCCUCCUUCCUGGAGGGAGCAGUGUCGCCCCCAGCAGGGCCCUCGACUCAUAGCGGGACCUUGGCUGCAGCCCACCGGGCAGGGCUGCUCACCGCAUGUCCCUGUCGCUCACACAGCAUCCGCAGUGUCAUGCAGAAGUACCUGGAGGACCGAGGCGAGGUGACCUUCGAGAAGAUCUUCUCCCAGAAGCUGGGGUACCUGCUCUUCCGAGACUUCUGCCUGAACCACCUGGAGGAGGCUAAGCCCUUGGUGGAGUUCUACGAGGAGAUCAAGAAGUACGAGAAGCUGGAGACAGAGGACGAGCGCGCCGCGCGCAGCCGGGAGAUCUUCGACUCGUACAUCAUGAAGGAGCUGCUGGCUUGCUCACACCCCUUCUCAAAGAGUGCCACCGAGCACGUCCAAGGCCACCUAGUGAAGAAGCAGGUGCCCCCGGAUCUCUUCCAGCCAUACAUCGAAGAGAUUUGUCAGAACCUCCGAGGGGAUGUGUUCCACAAAUUCAUCGAGAGCGAUAAGUUCACACGAUUUUGCCAGUGGAAGAACGUGGAGCUCAACAUCCACCUGACCAUGAACGACUUCAGCGUGCACCGCAUCAUCGGGCGCGGGGGCUUUGGUGAGGUCUACGGGUGCCGGAAAGCCGACACGGGCAAGAUGUAUGCCAUGAAGUGUCUGGACAAGAAGCGCAUCAAGAUGAAGCAGGGCGAGACCCUGGCCCUGAACGAGCGCAUCAUGCUGUCCCUCGUCAGCACCGGGGACUGUCCCUUCAUCGUUUGCAUGUCGUACGCUUUCCACACGCCGGACAAGCUGAGCUUCAUCCUGGACCUCAUGAACGGCGGGGACCUGCACUACCACCUGUCCCAGCACGGGGUCUUCUCUGAGGCCGACAUGCGCUUCUACGCGGCGGAGAUCAUCCUGGGCCUGGAACACAUGCACAGCCGCUUCGUCGUGUACCGGGACUUGAAGCCAGCCAACAUCCUGCUGGACGAGCACGGCCACGUGCGGAUCUCAGACCUGGGCCUGGCCUGUGACUUCUCCAAGAAGAAGCCCCAUGCCAGCGUGGGCACCCACGGGUACAUGGCCCCUGAGGUCCUGCAGAAAGGCGUGGCCUACGACAGCAGCGCCGACUGGUUCUCCCUGGGCUGCAUGCUCUUCAAGUUGCUGCGGGGGCACAGCCCCUUCCGGCAGCACAAGACCAAAGACAAGCACGAGAUCGACCGAAUGACCUUGACGAUGGCCGUGGAGCUGCCCGACUCCUUCUCCCCUGAACUCCGCUCCCUGCUGGAGGGGCUGCUGCAGAGGGACGUCAACCGGAGACUGGGCUGCCUGGGCCGCGGGGCUCAGGAGGUGAAGGAGAGCCCCUUCUUCCGCUCCCUGGACUGGCAAAUGGUCUUCUUGCAGAAGUACCCUCCCCCGCUGAUCCCCCCACGAGGGGAGGUGAACGCAGCCGACGCCUUCGACAUUGGCUCCUUCGAUGAGGAGGACACAAAAGGAAUCAAGUUACUGGACAGUGACCAGGAGCUCUACCGCAACUUCCCCCUCACCAUCUCGGAGCGGUGGCAGCAGGAGGUGGCAGAGACUGUCUUUGACACCAUCAACGCUGAGACAGACCGGCUGGAGGCCCGCAAGAAAGCCAAGAACAAGCAGCUGGGCCACGAGGAAGACUACGCGCUGGGGAAGGACUGUAUCAUGCACGGCUACAUGUCUAAGAUGGGCAACCCCUUCCUGACCCAGUGGCAGCGGCGGUACUUCUACCUGUUCCCCAACCGGCUCGAGUGGCGGGGCGAGGGCGAGGCCCCGGUAAGAACUGGGGCUGCGGUCGGGGAGCCGGGCGCCCCAUGGCCGGCCUGGCCCUUACCACGGCCCGUUCCCUCCGGCCCUGCAGCAGAGCCUGCUGACCAUGGAGGAGAUCCAGUCCGUGGAGGAGACGCAAAUCAAGGAGCGCAAGUGCCUCCUUCUCAAGAUCCGAGGCGGCAAGCAGUUCGUCCUGCAGUGCGACAGCGACCCCGAGCUGGUGCAGUGGAAGAAGGAGCUGCGCGACGCCUACCGCGAGGCCCAGCAGCUGGUGCAGCGGGUGCCCAAGAUGAAGAACAAGCCGCGAUCGCCCGUCGUGGAGCUGAGCAAGGUGCCGCUGGUCCAGCGCGGCAGCGCCAACGGCCUCUGACGCCCGCCCGCCUUUUAUAAACCUUUAAUUUAUUUUGUCGAAUUUUUAUUAUUUGUUUUCCCGCAAAGCGGAAAAGGUUUUAUUUUGUAAUUAUUGUGAUUUCCUGUGGCCCCAGCCUGGCCCAGCCCCCAGGGAGGGGCCUGCUUGCCUUGGCUCCUGCUGCCACCAACCCAGCCACUGUCCAGCGCCCUCUGUCCCGACCCAGGGCUGCCUGCUCCCAGUAUCUUCCCAUGGGGGGAGCAGCAGCCCCCAGCAGCCCUCCCGCCCUCCCCUGGGGGACAGUGCCACACCAGGUUGUGCCACCUCAGGCUCUGAGCUGUGCUCUGUGCCCACGGGCACUGCGGGGGCCUAGUGUCCCCCACCCCAGGGGAGGGCACAGCACAGGGAUACUACUUGAAUUUGCCCACCGAAGCCCCUCUUGCAACAGAGGGACAGAGCCCUGCACUGUCCUGCCCUCUGGCCACUGGCGAGAGGAGAGGGCCUGUUGUCCCCCGGGCCCCCGGCCUCCCACAGUGACUUGGGCUCCUGUACCGUUGUUCGGGAGAAGCCCCUGUGUCACUGGCUGUCUCCAUUCCCACCUUCCCUGGACACUGUGGGGCUCGGCCUGGAGGGCGGCAUUGGCAGUGGGUGCUGCUGCCCUCCCUAAGCCCCCCUCACCCCCCGCCCCAAGCGCCCGGGCUCAGGGACCACAGAAAGGCAGCUGUGGAUUGGGCCACACUGGCCUAGCCUGGCCCCAGGGUCCCCUGUUGCUGGGCCGGGUGAGACCUCAUCUGCCCAGGACCACAGGGCGCCGGCGGCGGGUGGGCAGCACAACGCGAGGGGGCCAGCCCUCCCCGCCCCAGGCCCGUCAGUGUGCCCCCAGGCUGUCUUGUCCCACAGACCAUGUCCUGUCAGUGCCACCACCCCAGGGCGCCACUCGCCCGCCGCAUGCCCCCUCGUGCCAGUCGCGCUGCCGUGUGUGGUGUCGCGCCCCCCCUUCCCCGGGGCUGGGUCAGUACACCCUCCCCUUCCGUCUACUCACUCCUUGGGGCGUUUCUUUGCCGAUUUUUGAAUGUGAUUUUAAAGAGUGAAAAAUGAGACUAUGCGUUUUUAUAAAAAAUGGUGCCUGA
Messenger RNA from Microcebus murinus (gray mouse lemur), 3308 nucleotides. NCBI's taxonomy places the organism in Eukaryota, Metazoa, Chordata, Mammalia, Primates, Cheirogaleidae. The record is from RefSeq and is a predicted model, not a curated record.